AUGGAUGCGCAACAACCCGAUUUUCUGGAGAUGGCACGAUGUAUCGGCUCUCUUGGAGAGCAGGUUCAAAACUGUCAGAAUCUACCAGCUAUUCGGCAAGGCAAUGACAUUGUCGAGGCACUCAACCGUGUUAAUACAAAGCUCGAUGAAAUCAAAGCGACGCAACGAGAGCACUCGCAAUCAUUGCAAAGACAGGAAGGGGCCCUAUCGGCACUGGCCACCCGCGUUUACGCGAAUGAAGCAAAUUCCCUUGCCGCUCUUGCCAAUUCAAGGGCAACAGAGGAUCACAGUACACUAGUCCCCCUCAAAUCCGUCAUCAACAAUGAGGCUAUCCCCGGUUUUCCCAGGACGAUCGCAGAGAUCAAGAACUUGGAUGGUUAG
Scedosporium apiospermum is the source of this 381-nucleotide messenger RNA. RefSeq lists its product as uncharacterized. The transcript is spliced from 2 exons. NCBI's taxonomy places the organism in Eukaryota, Fungi, Ascomycota, Sordariomycetes, Microascales, Microascaceae. The coding region runs from base 1 to 381 and encodes 126 amino acids. The record is from RefSeq and is a predicted model, not a curated record.